Messenger RNA from Pistacia vera, 480 nucleotides. RefSeq lists its product as uncharacterized. Bases 1 to 480 code for a protein of 159 amino acids. The record is from RefSeq and is a predicted model, not a curated record. NCBI's taxonomy places the organism in Eukaryota, Viridiplantae, Streptophyta, Magnoliopsida, Sapindales, Anacardiaceae. The transcript has 2 exons.
AUGGCAUCAAAUCUUGCCCCACUUUCUCCUCCUAUCUUUAAUGGUGACCAGUACCAUGUUUGGGCUGUCAAGAUGAAAACCUACUUGAGAGGCCAUGGUUUGUGGCAAGAUGUGGAGGAGGAGAAGCAAGUUCCCCAACUUAGACCAAACCCGACGCUAAUCCAGAUGAGAAUCCAUGAAGAAGAGGAGGAGUUUGGAGGGAGUAGCCAGACUCGCAAUAUGCAAGUCUUAAACUUGAGGAGAGAAUUUGAGGCACUCAAGAUACAGGAGGCUGAAUUUGUCAAGGAAUAUGUGGACAAACUUAUGGUUGUGGUGAACAAAAUUAAGCUGCUUGGGGAAGAGUUGACUAACAAGAGGAUAGUGGAGAAGGUCCUAGUCAGUUUGCCUGAAAGGUUUGAAGCAAAAAUUUCGUCCCUAGAAGACUUUAAAGACUUGUCCCAGAUCAGCUUAUCUGAACUAGUUCACCCACUUCAAGCUUAG